Molecule: messenger RNA, 880 nt
Organism: Drosophila ficusphila
Lineage: Eukaryota; Metazoa; Arthropoda; Insecta; Diptera; Drosophilidae
Exons: 3
Coding region: 17-880 (287 amino acids)
Source: RefSeq, a predicted model, not a curated record
UCGUUCCGAGACAAAAAUGGCUCUAGCUGCGUCCGAUCUUGCGCUGAAUCAAUUCAUUGAGGUUUCAGAUCGACUCAGUGAAUUCGAAGCGAGAUGCAACACUCCGUCGCCGACUCCCCCGAGCAUGUCCAUGCUAAAUAUCCGACGCGAAGAGGUCCGAGCAUUGUGGGAGCGCAUCAAAAAAGAGUACGAUGAGUGCAAUGUACGCCUGAUUUCAGCCGGAGACAGUGCAGCUGACAGCUUGCCAAUUCUCCGAGCGAAAUAUAAUUAUUGCUACGGCGUCUACGAAAGGUGUGGUGCGAAUAUAGAGGAUCUUAUUGCGCAAGCUCCACGAACCCCCCAAACACAAGCUGAUCCGUCCCAGACCUACGUUCCUUCAGGUUGUCGGCUACCUCCGUGUGAUACCGAGGUCUUCACCGGCGAUUAUCUUCGCUGGCCGACGUUUAGGGACCUUUUCACGGCGAUCUAUAUUAACAAUCCAAGAUUGACGCCGGUCGAGAAAUUGUUCCACCUGAAUUCCAAAACGAGUGGCGAAGCACACACAAUUGUGGCAAAGUCGCCUUUAACUAACGAUGGUUUUCGCUCAGCCUCUUCUUCGCCCAGGUCAAGACCAACUACGACGGCUCCAGCGACUACCAGUGCCGCAACCUCCACGGUGCAAAAUUAUUUUGCCACGGGUCAUAGAUCCGUCUUGUUGGGCACCGCCGUUAUUGACAUUUGCCAUCUGGGAUCAACCUUCAAAGCUCGUGCCUUGAUCGACUCUGGAUCGGAGGCAACAUUCAUGACUGAGAGGCUCUGGUCAACUUCCGUCCUGUUCAAUUCCGCAGCAUUUCCUACGGGAGCUUCCCGAUUUUUCUUUGGCGGACCCGAAGUUUUAUGA